AUGCGGCGAGCAUGGCCCUGGCCCUGGCCCCUCCUCCUCGUGGCGCAAGGAUCAGAGGACUUUGUCAGCUGCAUAGGUGCAGAACGUCGAGCCCACGUGGCCACCUUUGCCAGCGAGCUGGACAUGAUCCAGUCGGCUUUUUUUGCGUCUACGUCCAAGGUUUUCGGUGAAGUUGCGGUAUUGGACUAUGGCCGUGGGGCGGAGUGGCCCAAGCUGACUGUGAGGUUACACGCAUACAAAGAUUAUGUUUUUCGGAUGAUGGCCUCUCAAAUCUGCGACUUUGUGCUUUUCGUGGAUGGUUACGACUCGGUAGUUACCGGCUCGACGGAGGAAAUCGUUGACAGGUUGUUGGCGCUGGAGUCAAGGACUGGCAAACCCGUCGUCUUCGGUGCAGAAACACAGCCGGAUAAGUUCUUGGAAGCUUUUCAAGAGCUGGCCAAGGCCAACAACGUGAGCACACCAUGGCGAUAUCUCAAUGCCGGGCUCAUGGCAGGACGAGUUUGGGCGCUUCGUACCUUCUUUCAGGAGAUACUGCAUGGCCACGGCAUGGACGACCCCAUCUCCGACCAGGUCUUGUGUGCAAACUUCAGCCUCUUUCAGCGGCCGGACUUGGUGGCGCUGGACUACCAAACCGAGCUCUUCUUGAAUGCCUUCGGCAUCGAAGGUAUUUUAGACGGCCCCUGGGCCUGGGACUUGGGCCAACCCCCCCAGUCGGUGGCUUUGGUGGAAUCCCAGGGCCAAGCUUGGAUCGAAAAUCGUCUCACCAAGAAGAGACCCCUGAUCUUCCAUUUCCCGGGGCCCGGGAAGUUCUCCAAAAAGGCGCCCUGCCUGAAAAAUCCGAGGCUCUUCUGCCUGAGGUCUUUGCCCUUCGAAGUAGUUCGGCUACUUCUGCCCGAGGCCUACAAGGGUUGGCGCCUGGAGAGCAUGCAAGAUCUCUUUGACGACCUCUCCACACCCUGGCUACCGCGCUGGAACAACGACGACUACCUUCACUUCCAGCGGACCUGGGGCGUUCUAGAGAAGAUCAAGCUGAGAGAGCGCAUCAUCAGUUACAUGGGGCUCCUUGACCUUCUUCUUCUCGCCCUCUUCGCCCUCUUCCUCUACUACCGCGUCUGGCGGCUGAGAGGAUGUUCUCGGCUGCCGCUCUCUCUCCCCCAGACUCUUCGGCUGCGAGUGAAGCCCGAGACUCUGGACCUUUGA
Symbiodinium sp. CCMP2592 is the source of this 1200-nucleotide messenger RNA. Lineage: Eukaryota; Dinophyceae; Suessiales; Symbiodiniaceae. The record is from the annotation of a GenBank genome assembly.